Chelmon rostratus (copperband butterflyfish) is the source of this 4992-nucleotide messenger RNA. RefSeq lists its product as uncharacterized. Gene Ontology annotation, molecular function: GTP binding; protein binding. NCBI's taxonomy places the organism in Eukaryota, Metazoa, Chordata, Actinopteri, Chaetodontiformes, Chaetodontidae. The record is from RefSeq and is a predicted model, not a curated record. The transcript is spliced from 6 exons. Bases 435 to 4145 code for a protein of 1236 amino acids.
AGACCAUAUAUUUUGUGAAGCUACAGCAGCGUCUCAGAGGAUCACACACAUUUCUACUGGAAAGCAUAUGUUGGUCCGGACUGGAAGUCAGUGUAGCAGCAGCUGACAGGCGGAAAAGAAAUUAACCAUCAGAUGAAGACAUCGGCUCAGUUCUAUUCAAAGCAUUCUGAUAAGAACAGCUGAUUAGAAACGUGUUCAUUGGUUGUAUGUUUAAUUGGCUUGUUGCAGCAACUAAGAGAUGGACUCUGAAGCCAGCAGAACCAUAGAGAUGGCGGCGCUCGGCCGACCAAUUGGCCUCGGGAUGCUGUACGACUGCCGCCAAGAUUCACUCGUCGCUGACAUAAACUCAACUCAGCACUUUGGUUUCAUGCGUCACUUUUUUCUGCCAACACAUUUUUAAGGAUGGUUGGAAGAACCAGUUUUCCAUAAUUGGCAUGACACUGUGGGAUCACGAUGACCUGGAACAGUAUACAAGAGAAAUGCCAAAACCUAACACUGACUUUGAGAUAGUUGCAUCUGAAUCAAUUGAGCAUAAAGCUUCAGCAUUAAAGGUUGAUGCCUCUCUGAAAGCAAGUUUCUUAGGUGGACUGGUAGAGGUUGACGGAUCAGCCAAAUACCUGAAUGAUCAUAAGACUUCCCAAAAUCAGGCCAGGGUAACACUGAAAUACAAGGCCACCACAAAGUUCAAGGAACUGUCGAUGAAUCAUCUUGGAAGAGGAAAUGUGAAGCAUCCGGAUGUCUUUGAUAAAGGAUUAGCAACACAUGUAGUCACAGGCGUCCUUUACGGGGCACAAGCCUUCUUUGUCUUUGACCGUGAGGUGUCUGAAAGAGAAAAUCAUCAAGACAUUGAGGGUAACUUGAAGGUGAUGAUCAAGAAGAUUCCUUGCCUUGCAAUAGAGGGAGAAGGAUCACUGAAAAUGGAAGAUCAGGACAGAGCAAAUAUUAAUAAAUUCUCCUGCAGAUUCUUUGGAGACUUUUCCCUUCAGAAAACUCCUACAUCCUUUCAGGAUGCGGUAGAAGUCUACCAAAGCCUGCCAAAAUUACUGGGAGCCAACGGAGAAAAUGCUGUACCAGUGAAAGUCUGGCUGUUGCCACUGACAAGUUUAGAUUCCUCAGCUGCUAAACUUGUCCGUCAGAUAAGUAUAAGAUUAGUUCAAGAAUCACAGAGUGUCCUGGAGGACUUCAGUGAGCUGGAAAUGAGGUGUAAUGAUGCUUUGAAAAACACCACUGCAAAACAGUUCACACAGAUUGUCAAAAAGAUUAAAACCUUUCAAGAGAUGUGCUCUGAGUUCAAGCUGGAAUUCCAAAGAACUUUGGCAAAGAAACUUCCAUCAAUCCGAGGUGGAGGAGAAGAGGAGGCUGUGCUCGCAGAGAUCCUAAAGAAGAGACGUUCUUCUCCUUUCAACAGCAAAGACCUGAAUGAGUGGAUGAACUGUAAAGAGAGAGAAAUCUCUACUUUAAAGUCUUUCGCCAGCAUGAUGAAGAACACCAGUAUCGUCCCAUCUCAAAAUAAGUUUCAUGAAGAAAUUUUCAGUGCAGAACAUGCUGUGUGUUUUGUUUUCACCUCACUGGAGAGUGCUGAACCGUACCUGUCAGCUUUAUCAAACUACUUAGAACAAAGAACCAAACCGGACGACUUUCAAGAUUCGCACCCUCGUGAUGUAGAGAUGGAACAAUGGUACGCCUCAAAAGAGGUAGCAGAUACAAUGAGGAGUAAGGCAAAGCUCUUCAGUGACUUCGCAGAGGCCAACAAGGAGAACCAGAACAUGAAGUUUUUGAUGACUGGUUUAACAAAUGAGACGCAGAAAGGCUCCAGCAUCUACCUUUAUCAAGAUGGCUUUUCUGUCAGUGACAACUUUGAGCCACCUUCAAGACCUGAAACAGUCACAGUAAGUGACAUAAACCACAACAGUGUGACACUGAAGAUUUCUCCACCCAGAUUUGGAGCAAUGAGCAUCACCUCCUACUCUGUUGAGUUCUGUGUCAUUGGAGAGGAUGGAUGGCAACAAAAGACGGCAUCAAAAGCUGGAGAAGUCACAGUGAGAGAUCUGAGUCCUGACACAAAGUAUACGUUCAGAUGCAGAGCAGUAACCUCAGUAGGUGUUGGACCAGACAAGGAGGUCAGUGGUUCUGUUAAAACCUUACCUUGCAGCCCUCCUGGAAAACCUCGAGUUGAGCUAAACUCAGGUGAGAUAUUAGUUAGCUGGGAGAAACCUGCCGAGCUUGGACAAGGUGUCCACAUCUUGAGCUACAUCGUGGAGUACGUCAAAACGGACAACAGGGUGGAAGAGGAAGAACUCCAGUGGAACCAAAUGAUGUCAAGCGCUGAAAAUGCGAUCAUUUCAGGGCUUCAGUCCGAGACAAACUAUGUUGUCAGGGUCAGAUGUGAUUGUGGUGCAGCUGGAAGAAGCAAAGAAAGCAUCGCUGUUAAUGUCUCCACAACAAAACGUGAAUUUGCACGUUUUGCCGAAUUCCUCAGACAUAUUAGCACAAGGAUAAGUUCUACAUCUCCCUCAGUUUACAAACUGCCUCUGGAAGAGGAAGACAUGGGCAUAGAUGGAUGCCGGCGGUAUAACUUAGGCAAAGAAAGCAUGAGGCAAAAUCGCACAAUAAUGCUUCUUGGAGCGACAGGAUCAGGAAAGUCCACUCUCAUCAAUGGAAUGAUCAAUUACAUUGUUGGUGUAGAGUGGAAGGACAAUUUCAGAUUCAAAUUAAUUGAUGAGGAUCAGUCAAGAUCACAAGCUGAAAGCCAGACCUCUGAAGUCACAGUCUACCAAAUCAACCACCAGGAGGGGUUUAAAAUCCCCUUCUCUCUCACCGUUGUGGACACACCAGGGUUUGGAGAUACAAGAGGAAUAGAAAGAGACAGGGAGAUCAAGGAGCAAAUCCGGAGGCUUUUCACCUCUCAUCAUGGAGUUGGUGAGAUUGACGCUGUGUGCUUUGUUACUCAGGCCGCUCUUGCACGACUAACAGCAACACAACAAUAUGUGUUUGACUCAGUUCUCUCCAUUUUUGGCAAAGAUGUGGCUGACAACAUUGACAUGCUGGUGACUUUUGCAGAUGGCAAGCAGCCACCAGUUCUUGAGGCAAUAAACGCCUCUGGUGUCCCAUGUCCAAAAAAUGACAUUGGACUUCCAGUUCACUUCAAAUUCAACAACUCAGCAUUAUUUGCAGACAACAGAAGCAUUCGUGACAGGGUCUGUGAUGAGGAUUCUGAUGAGGAUGAUGACAGCUUUGAUGAAAUGUUUUGGACCAUGGGUGCCAAAAGUAUGGAGAGGUUCUUCACUACUUUGGGUAAAAUGACAACCAAAAGCUUGCUAAUGACCCAGGAGGUUCUCAGAGAAAGGAAGCAGCUUGAAACAGCCAUUGAAGGUUUGCAACCCCAAGUUAAAACUGGAUUAGCUAAACUUGAAGAAAUUAAGGCAACUAAAGAAAAGAUUAAAGAGCACGAAGCGGUUAUGACUUCAAAUGAACACUUUGAGAUCGAGGUGGAUGUUAUUAAGCCGAUCAAAAAACAGCUCACAAAGAAAGGAGAGUAUAUCACCAACUGCCAGAAAUGUUCAAUAACAUGCCACUACCCUUGUAUGAUAGCAAAUGAUAAUGAAAAAGCCGGCUGUGCAUCAAUGGAUAGAACAGGGAGGUGCACUGUCUGUCCUGGAAAAUGCCAUUGGAAAGUGCAUUCAAACCAGACCUACAGCUGGGAGUAUGUUAAGGUCACAGAGAAGCAGACACUGCAAGAGUUACAAGACAAAUACAAAAAAGCUGCAAAAGAAAAGAUGACUGUUCAGGAAGUCAUUGAGAGGCAAGAGGAAGAGAUUGUUCAUCUGCAGGAGAUGAUAGUGUCCCUGAUGGAUCAGUCAGCUAACUGUAUCACUCGUCUGCAAGAGAUCGCCCUGAGACCAAACCCUCUGGCCACUCCUGACUACAUUGACAUGCUGAUUGAAGGGGAAAAGUCAGAGGCCAAGCAAGGUUACCAGGCCCGAGUUCGGUCUUUGGAGGAAAUGAAGGACAGGGCAAAAUUAAUCUCCAGAGUAGCCAAACGAGACAAACUUACAAAAACGGAGGAGGAAUUGUCUGAAGAAAAACAGGACAGGCAAGAAAAGAAAGGUUGGGUGAAGAAAGUUUUAAAUUUCUUUGGCUUUUAGGGGAAAAAAUGACAUGGUCUGCAGCCACGUUAGCAGCACUGUUUUUGCAAGGUAUCAUGCUAAAGCUGGCAUGAUAUGUUACAUGUUAACAACAUACCAUGUUAGCAUGCUCUUCUUUUCUUGUCAUAAACAAGCGUUGUAGGCUUUUGGAAAUUUUGACCAGCUGGUGGAAUUAGAUGAAAUUCAUUCUUUGGGGAUCACCGGUGUGCCAGAUUUCCUCGUACUUUUUGAAUUGUUAAGAAACACGGUGACCGAGAUGUCAUGUUUGUGUAACCUGAAUGAAAUUGCUUCUUAUCUGACACUCAUUUACUAACCUCUGCCAGCUGGAGCAUUGGUGCCAUUCACUGUUGCCACACAGAACUUUGUUUUUUUUUUUUUUCAUUAAUGACUUUUUAGUACUUUUACUAUCAAUAAUCUAUGUUAAAGGUUUAAGAUCAAAUACAGAGUUUGGGGACUUUCCAGUCACUGUAAAGUUUAGCAUUUAAGGUGUUGGUAACAAAGACAGCUGGUUUAUUUCACAUAAUGAAGUUGUAGGUUUGACGUAGCUUCUGCAGGCUAAAGCUGCUGUCUGUGACGUUCAGCCUGGUUACAGAGCAGAUGACAGUGCUUCAUGUGUGUGUUUGUUGAGCUAAACGCAUCAUGCAUUAACCAGUGAUGAAUUUUGUGUAUUUGACUUCUUUGACUGUCUUUGUUGCCUUUCAAAGGCUAGAAAAGCAUCUCACUGAAAUCUGCCGUUGAGAUGCUGAUAACAGAUGUUUGGCUAAACAUGUUCAAUUUUACUGAUGUCACGGCUUAAUCAUGUCAAUGUUUUGUGAUUGAGAAGUGAUAAUAAAUUGAUUUUGUUGGA